Molecule: messenger RNA, 618 nt
Organism: Kluyveromyces lactis
Lineage: Eukaryota; Fungi; Ascomycota; Saccharomycetes; Saccharomycetales; Saccharomycetaceae
Gene: MDE1
Product: methylthioribulose 1-phosphate dehydratase MDE1
Exons: 1
Coding region: 1-618 (205 amino acids)
Cellular component (GO): cytoplasm
Molecular function (GO): methylthioribulose 1-phosphate dehydratase activity; metal ion binding
Source: RefSeq, a predicted model, not a curated record
AUGAGCGAUACCAGUGAAACAAUAUGUUCCAUGUGUCAAUUGUUCUACGUGAACAAAUGGGUGCUCGGUACAGGUGGUGGUAUCGGCAUUAAACAGGACAACAUCGCAUACAUAUCACCAAGUGGCAUUGAGAAAGAACUGUUGGAACCUGAACAAAUUGUUAAAUACAAUAUACAGGACGAUACUUAUCAAUGUGGUGCGCCUGGAUUGAAACCCUCUGCGUGCACACCGUUAUUCCUGGAGCUAUUCAAGACGCUGGGUGCCUCGUGCGUCAUACACACGCACUCUAUCAAUGCGGUGCUUUGUUCAAUGAUAUAUGAGAAGGAGUUUACCAUCAAGGACAUUGAACAAAUCAAGGCGAUACCCAAAGGUGACGGUACCAAUUUGAGGAACGUUGAUACCCUACGUAUUCCAAUCAUCGAUAACGCUCCAGAAGAACAGGAUCUCAUGCCAGCGUUGAAGCAAAUGAUUAAGGAUUAUCCAAAUGCAUGUGCGGUACUGGUGAAAAGACAUGGACUCUUCGUUUGGGGCCCCACGCCAAAGAAAGCCAAGAUAUACAUCGAGUCCAUCGAUUACCUCUUUGAAGUAGCUCUCAAAAUGAAAGAACUCGGUCAAUGA